This is a messenger RNA of Phragmites australis (common reed), 2293 nucleotides long. RefSeq lists its product as uncharacterized. The transcript is spliced from 8 exons. Gene Ontology annotation, biological process: positive regulation of ERAD pathway. Gene Ontology annotation, molecular function: ubiquitin protein ligase activity. Bases 195 to 1565 code for a protein of 456 amino acids. The record is from RefSeq and is a predicted model, not a curated record. NCBI's taxonomy places the organism in Eukaryota, Viridiplantae, Streptophyta, Magnoliopsida, Poales, Poaceae.
ACGGCUAGACCAUCACCACGGCGACGGUGAACAAGCAAAACCAAACCAAAACCAAAAGGCGAAGCAGACCAACCCAAGCAAAAGGAAGGGGAUCUCCCAUUCUCCCGAAUCUCCCAUUUCCAGGGGUCUCCGCGUCGGGCCCGCCUCUGCUUCCGCGUGCGCCGCCGGCUUAUAGGGUUUCGCCGCCGCCGGCGAUGGACCCACCGGCGAGGGGCUCCUCCGAUCGCCGGGGGGCUGGCCAGGGCUCCGGUGCCGCGCCCUCCGGCCUCCGUCGCUACGGCCUCAACUUCUCCGCCUCCAGCCUCCUCCAGGCCCCACUCACCGCCCUCCUCGAGUACUCCGGCGUCGUCCCCUCCGGCCCCGCCCCGCAGGCGGCACACCUCCCGUCCGCGGUGCCCUCGUCGCCGUCCUUGCCGUCCGAGGUCGAUGGCCUCCUUUCCGCCGCGGCUGCUGGGGAUGGGGAGGUCUCGAUCCGGAUCCAGGGAGGCCCGGGCGACCCGGAGGCCGCGGGCGGGGCGGCCGUGGCGGCUUCGUCCGAGGACUCGAUCGAAGCGACCGCCGGCUCGGAGGUUGACCAGGCGUCCGCGGCGGGGAGGGGAGGGGGUGCGGACGCGGAGGCGAACGGCGGCGGCGGGGGUGAGGCUGGCGCAUCGGGGAACGGGGGCGGGGACCGCGCGUACCAGCGGUACGACGUGCACCACGUCGCGCGGUGGAUCGAGCAGAUAUUGCCAUUCUCGUUGCUCCUGCUCGUCGUCUUCAUACGGCAGCAUCUCCAAGGUUUCUUUGUCACAAUUUGGAUUGCUGCUGUAAUGUUCAAAUCAAAUGAUAUAUUGAGGAAGCAAACUUCUUUGAAGGGCGAGAGAAAAAUAUCUGUACUCGUUGGGAUUACGGUAAUCUUCAUGAUUCAUGUGUUUGGCGUCUAUUGGUGGUACAGGAAUGACGAUCUUCUCAGACCUCUGCUCAUGCUUCCUCCAAAAGAUAUACCACCAUUCUGGCAUGCGAUUUUUAUCAUCAUGGUCAAUGAUACAAUGGUUCGCCAGGCAGCAAUGGCCAUCAAGUGCAUGCUACUUAUGUACUACAAGAACUGCAGAGGCCGUAACUACCGUAGGCAGGGCCAAAUGCUAACCCUUGUGGAGUACCUUCUGCUUCUUUAUCGUGCCUUGUUGCCAACUCCUGUUUGGUAUCGUUUCUUUCUGAACAAAGAAUAUGGGAGUCUCUUCUCAUCUUUAACCACUGGGCUGUACAUGACUUUCAAGUUGACUUCGGUAGUUGAGAAGGUUCAGUCAUUCUUGGCUGCGGUGAAAGCAUUGUCACGUAAAGACGUGCAUUAUGGGUCUUACGCAACUGCAGAACAGGUAAAUGCUGCUGGUGAUAUGUGUGCCAUCUGCCAGGAGAAGAUGCAUGUGCCUGUUCUCCUUUGCUGUAAACAUAUUUUCUGUGAAGACUGCGUUUCAGAAUGGUUUGAGCGAGAACGGACUUGCCCCUUGUGUAGAGCAUUGGUAAAACCUGCUGAUAUUCGGUCAUUUGGUGAUGGUUCCACAAGUCUAUUCUUCCAGUUGUUUUAGACUCCAAAUGGCAAACUACUAACAUAACAAUGGACAAGCAAUCACAUAAGGAAAAUUCAAGUGGAGGUCCUUUUUAUUUAACAUGUGAAACCAUCUUCCCGGUGAUGUCAAUGUGAGAAGGUUCAAGAAGAUUAUCUGACAGUGGAAUCGUUAUGUUUGUCAAUAUGUUCAAGCAAUAGUUUAGAGAGCUGUUCAGUUGCAACGUCAGCAUAUGUUUGCAGCAAACUUCAUCCAAACUCUGUAAAGCUGGACGGACGAUCUGGAUGUGAAGGCCCAUUGAGACUGACUACGUCCUUGCUAUCGGCUUGCUUUCUGUAAAAAAUUGGUGAUUGUUGGUCAAGUGGAUGCUUCUGGGUGUAACUGAAACCUGCAAGUUUUGCUUGCCAUAUUGACUUAUAGGCAGGAAGAAUUAUCUGUUACUGGUGGGAAGUGGUAAAAAUGUAACCUGUAAAGCUUUGAUACAUGAGAAUGCUGAAAACCAUACACAAAAUGGUGCGUCUUACAGAACAGUAAAUACUACCGGACCGCAUUGUUCACAAAUCUUGUAAAUGCUUUGUGCCGUUUGUUAUCUGUACUUAUCUAGUUAUUUUGCUUACUUGUAUUCCUGGAUCAUCGGUGCGUGUUGUCUUUGCCGGUGCGGGUUUAUUUCUUCUCUUGCUGCUACUUUUGGUCCAAGUACAUAAUACAGGUUAUAAUGGAAGUUCAUAACAUAGAAGUCAUAUUCCUUU